UACGGCAGCGGGGCCCGUUCCCCCGUUCCGCCCUAGGCGGCUCCCGGCGGCGGCAGCGCUGUCAUGUCGGGGCCGGGGCGGGCGGGGGAGGCGGAUCGGACGCUGUUCGUGGGGAACCUGGAGAGCCGCGUGCGGGAGGAGAUCCUCUACGAACUCUUCCUGCAGGCCGGACCAUUAACCAAAGUGACAAUUUGUAAAGACAAGGAAGGAAAACCCAAGUCUUUUGGAUUUGUCUGCUUUAAGCACAGAGAAUCAGUGCCUUAUGCAAUAGCUUUGCUGAAUGGAAUCCGUUUGUACGGAAGACCAAUUAAAGUACGGUAUCGGUUUGGGAGUUCACACUCUUCAGAACUGAACAGCCCAACACAUGGUUUUGAGAACUAUAUUGACUCAUAUUCACCUUCGUAUAGGUAUCAAGAGCCUUAUGGAAAUCCUCCAUUUCCUGUUACUCCUUUCCCAAUGAACAACUGUUUACCUCAGGAACAGUCCGUUUUUCAGAAGAUGAUGAACCAUUUUUUAGAACAGCAAUACACAGUUCACAGUCCAGUGGGUCAGCAAUUUCCUUACUACCAGAUGACUCUGCCGCUGCCUUCAAGCUUAUCCAUUCCUCCCUAUCAGAAUCAAGCUGCAAAUUUUAAGUCUGGGCAGAGUUCUUUUGAGUUGGCCGUGCCACAUUCGAGUGAUGGCAAAGUGUACCAGCUGGACGAAAGCGCCUCUAAAAGAAAGAGAGAACAGCAAAGUUGUGACAGCGACACUAGUACUGAAGAUGACAGAAUGAGACAAAGAGAUCACGACCAAAAAUACAAUAAGUGCAAAGCCAAGAAAAAAAGGCAUUAAGACUGUAAAACUGGAUUAUUUUUAGUUAUAUUUUCUAUUUUUGUUUGAGAGAAAUUCUCUCAUCGUUGCACUUUAUAACAAGAGGAAUGUACAAGACUCAAUUUUGAAAUAUGUGUAAAGUAUGCUGAUACUUUAUUUAACCUCAACCAAAUAAAAGAAGAAAGUAUUUUAAUGUAUAGGAAUCAUUUUAAAAGAUACAAUUUUUUCCUGUGGAAGGAAAAAAAAGUCGGAAUUUGUGCUUCUGUUUUCCAAAAAUUACGGAAGUCUGUGAUGUUGCUAAUUUAGAACCUUUGUGAAAGUGUAUCCUUUGAGCCACUCAUAAAGUGUACCUAUCACUUCCACCACUUGUGGAAUUCACUUUUGGGACUGCUUUAAGAGUUCUCUGGAGCUGCUGAACAAGUGAGCGGGAUAGAAGUUCUAAGCACCCAGUAGUGAAUGCAAGGUAAAAAAAGGUCAUUUGCAGUAACUACAAGACUUACGUAAUGCAUCAGUUCUCAAACUGAUGUACUUUCUCAUUAUGAUGUGUUCUGACUAGAACUGCAUACACAUAUGUUGUAGUAGGCGUGCACGAACACUUGGGCUUUGAUGUGAUGAGACCUCCCCUGCUCUGUGUUUGGGUAAUAUUACGCAUAGCUUAAGGGGCGUAGAUGAAGUAGAGCCUGUAUAUAAACAAACACCAUGAGGUAAUAAAUGCCAUUUUUUUACUGCUCACCAAA
Molecule: messenger RNA, 1550 nt
Organism: Coturnix japonica (Japanese quail)
Lineage: Eukaryota; Metazoa; Chordata; Aves; Galliformes; Phasianidae
Gene: RBM11
Product: RNA binding motif protein 11
Biological process (GO): regulation of alternative mRNA splicing, via spliceosome
Cellular component (GO): nucleus
Molecular function (GO): single-stranded RNA binding
Source: RefSeq, a predicted model, not a curated record